AAUGUUUUUCCAUAGUAACGGCUAGUUUUGGUGUCAAGGCAAAGAGGAGCUGAGCUUCUUCACUCACCAGCUCCCAUUAGCUUCCCUCACACAAUUGACCGUUGCAGCCAUUACUUAUUCAAAACCCUAACCCCCAAAUUCCCUCUCUCUCUCUCUUCCGCCAUUAACACACCUCGCAGAAAAGCCUUCGCACCGGAGGCAUUUUCUACGAGCUAAUUAUCGCGAGACUAUCAUCAAUUUUCAGCUUCAUACAAUUUGUAAAAGUAAAAUAUGGAUACCGCUCAGAGGAGAAAGAGUGGCCUUAAUCUACCGGCGUCGAUGUCGGAGACGUCUCUGCGGCUGCAGACGCUGUCCUCCGCCUCCCCGAUCAAGCUGUCGUCGCCGCUGAAAUCGAUGUCUCCGAGGACUAUCUCGAAUCUGUCGGCGUCCUCGUCGCCGUCGAAGUCUACGUCUGCUUGCAGCGACAGGUUCAUCCCCUGCCGCUCUUCGUCGAGGCUGCACACGUUCGGUCUAAUCGAGAAGGCGUCGCCGGUGAAGGAGGGAGGCGGCGGCGGCGGGAGCGAGGCGUACAAUAGGUUGUUGAAAACUGAGCUAUUCGGGGCUGAUUUCGGGUCUUGUGAUUUUGGUGCAGGUGGUGUGAAAGGGGGGUCGCCGAUGAGUCCGAGCAAGAAUAUGUUGAGGUUCAAGACGGAGCAGCACUCUUCCGGGCCUAAUUCGCCGUUUUCGCCGUCGAUUUUGGGGCAGGAUAGUGUGAGCUCUGGAGAGGCCGCGACGCCGCCCAAGCCGCCGAGGAAGGUGCCCAAAACGCCUCACAAGGUACUAGAUGCACCAUCGCUUCAAGAUGACUUCUAUCUGAACUUGGUUGACUGGUCGUCUCAGAAUGUUCUUGCUGUGGGAUUGGGAACUUGUGUUUAUUUAUGGAGUGCUUCCAAUAGUAAAGUUACAAAGUUGUGUGACUUGGGACCCAACGACAGUGUCUGCUCGGUCCAAUGGACUCGAGAGGGCUCGUACAUAUCAGUCGGAACAAGUCUCGGUCAGGUUCAGGUUUGGGACGGAACUCAGUGCAAGCGUCUCAGAACAAUGUCCGGACAUCAAACGAGAGCAGGAGUAUUGGCAUGGAGUUCGCGGAUAUUAUCCUCUGGAAGCAGAGACAGAAACAUACUUCAGCACGAUCUUCGUGUUCCAAGUGAUUAUAUCAGCAAGCUUAUCGGACACAAAUCCGAGGUAUGCGGAUUGAAGUGGUCCCAUGAUGACCGAGAGCUUGCAUCUGGUGGGAACGACAACCAGUUACUGGUGUGGAAUCAGCACUCCAAGCAGCCGAUCUUGAGACUCACGGAGCAUACAGCUGCCGUCAAAGCCAUUACCUGGUCACCUCACCAAAACGGUCUUCUAGCUUCCGGAGGAGGAACUGCUGAUCGUUGCAUCCGUUUCUGGAACACCACGAGUGGCAAUCAACUAAAUAGUGUCGACACUGGAAGCCAGGUUUGUAAUUUAGCCUGGAGCAAGAAUGUCAAUGAAAUAGUUAGCACGCACGGAUACUCCCAGAAUCAAAUAAUGGUGUGGAAGUAUCCAACUAUGUCAAAGGUGGCAACGCUAACCGGGCAUAGUUUGCGGGUAUUGUACCUGGCAAUGUCUCCUGAUGGGCAGACGAUUGUGACCGGAGCAGGAGACGAGACACUCAGAUUCUGGAACGUCUUUCCAUCCGUCAAAACGCCGGCACCAGUGAAGGACACUGGCCUUUGGUCUUUAGGAAGAACUCAAAUCAGAUGAUGAUGUGAUUAUGAAAAGCAUCAUGUAAAUUUAUGAAUACAUAUACACAAAGGGAAGGACCAAUUUUUGUAUUCUUUUUAUUUAUUUUAUGUUGAAUUGUAAAGUGUCUCCCCCUUUUUCACCCCAACUUGUGCAGGAUUAGUAAGUUUUGAAUGUAUUCUUUCAUUCAUACGAUA
Salvia miltiorrhiza (redroot sage) is the source of this 1946-nucleotide messenger RNA. Its product is annotated as protein FIZZY-RELATED 3. The record is from RefSeq and is a predicted model, not a curated record. Gene Ontology annotation, molecular function: anaphase-promoting complex binding; ubiquitin ligase activator activity; protein binding. The coding region runs from base 271 to 1770 and encodes 499 amino acids. Lineage: Eukaryota; Viridiplantae; Streptophyta; Magnoliopsida; Lamiales; Lamiaceae. Gene Ontology annotation, biological process: positive regulation of ubiquitin protein ligase activity; positive regulation of anaphase-promoting complex-dependent catabolic process; anaphase-promoting complex-dependent catabolic process. The transcript has 9 exons. Gene Ontology annotation, cellular component: anaphase-promoting complex.